AGUUGCCUAUCGAUUGCGAUAUUUUGAUCGAGUCGUUUUGGUUAUUGUUUUUUUUUUACCCCUUACAGCAAAUAUAUUAAACCACGGUCUAUACGAGGUAAGACAUAAAUUUUGUAAGAUCAUAUGUAGGAAAACGGUACUUAAUCUAGAGUUAUAUUGGUAAUUUUAAUAGUUGAUAGACUUGACAAAGGAGGAUAAAAGUGUGAAGUUAGUGGUUUGUCAUUGAUCGACUGUCACUUCACUGUUAUUUGGAUUGUCAAAAAGAGGUGUGGGAUUGAUUAAAAUAACCUGUAAAAGUCGUAAUUUUCGUGAGAAACGCGUGAAUCAGUGAUCGUUUUAUAUUAUUUGACUAAAGUUUGUCUUAAAAUGGGGAAAGUACGAUCUGCUCCGGGUGCUCCCCGGAAACAGGGAUUCAAUAAGUCUGGCCAUUCUAUGAAUCCUGAUAGACCUACUGAGGGAUUGAAAGGAGUUGGCAAUCCUAGAACUAAGGCAACUAUAAAAAGGUUGCAAAUGUACCGCAAUUUUAAAGCCAAAAGAGAUAAAACUGGUAAAAUUUUGACUCCAGCCCCGUUUCAAGGUUGGUUACCCUCUGGUACCCAAGCUCGGGUGGAACCUAAUCAAAAAUGGUUCGGAAAUUCGCGGGUAAUUUCACAAAACGCUUUACAAAAGUUUCAAGAAGAGUUUGGUGCUGUUGUGAAAAAUCCAUAUCAAGUGGUCAUGAGGCCUACAAAUUUGCCUAUUACUUUAUUAAAUGAAACAGCUAAAAAUGCUAGAGUACAUUUACUAGAUACUGAAGGCUUUGACAAAACUUUUGGACCGAAAAAGCAAAGAAAAAGGGUAAACUUAAAAUUUGGUGACUUACAAACAUUAUCUAAAGCUGUUGAAGAAAAUAUAGAAAAGUAUGACGAAAACAAAGAUGUAGAUAGAGUACGCGAAGAUACAGGUCUGAAAGAAGGCCAAAGAGACUGGGUUUUUGGUGCUGGUAUGAGUAGAAGGAUAUGGAAUGAAUUGUAUAAAGUUAUUGAUUCAUCUGAUGUGUUGCUUCAAGUUCUUGAUGCUCGUGAUCCCAUGGGCACAAGAAGCCCUUAUGUAGAGAAAUUUUUAAAAGAGGAAAAGCCCCAUAAACAUCUAAUUUUUAUAUUGAACAAAGUUGACUUGGUUCCUAACUGGGUCACACAAAGGUGGGUUGCUAUAUUAAGUUCAGAAUAUCCAACAAUAGCCUUCCAUGCUUCUUUAACACAUCCUUUUGGAAAAGGAUCACUUAUAAACUUACUGCGUCAAUUUGCAAAAUUACAUAUUGACAAAAAACAAAUAAGCGUUGGAUUAAUUGGCUAUCCUAAUGUUGGAAAAUCUUCAGUGAUUAAUACGCUGAGAUCUAAAAAAGUAUGCAAGGUUGCACCUAUUGCAGGAGAAACUAAAGUAUGGCAGUAUAUAACAUUAAUGAAAAGAAUAUUCUUGAUUGAUUGCCCUGGGAUUGUGUAUCCCUCUGCUGAGACAGACACAGAAAAAGUUUUAAAAGGAGUGGUUAGAGUUGAAUUAGUUCAAAAUCCUGAUGACUAUAUAGAAGAAGUUAUCAAAAGAGUUAGAAAGGAGUAUUUGAUUAAGACAUAUAAAAUUGAUGGUUGGGAAACUGCAACGGAAUUUUUGGAAAAACUUGCAGCCAGAACAGGUAAAUUGUUAAAGAAAGGUGAACCUGAUGUAAAUCAAGUUGCUAGAAUGGUUCUCAAUGAUUGGCAAAGAGGAAAGCUUCCUUUCUAUGUAGCCCCUGAAGGCUUUGAGAUACCACUUUCAAAACACAUAGAAGAAGGAACAGAAAUUAUCCAGAACAAAGAAGCUCCAAUAAUAUCUGAUGAACAAGAAAAAGAAGCAACACCAGAUGUGUCUCAGAAAGGAAAUGAGUCCUUAGACAAGCAAACGCUCAUUGUUAACAAACUAACAAUAGCUCAAGAUUUUGCCAAAAUAAGAGUUGGUCUACAGUUUGAUAAUGAAGAUGAUGUUAAACCUCUUAAUAAAAUUGACAUACCUGAAGAAUUAAAAGAAAUAGAUGAUCAAAGUGAAGAUGAAGAAUCACAGGAAGGUGAAAAUAAAAAUAUCAAUGAUGGUGAUUCUUCUGACAUUAGUGAUUUUUACAGUCAUGAUGAAGACAUUUGUAGUGAUGUUGAUGAUUAUCUAACCAACAAUGUAGAAACAGUUUUGGAAUUAAAAAGAAAACGCCUUGAAGCUGCAAGUGGUGCAUUCACAGUAGAUGAAAUUUCGCAAAAGCAUAAAAAACAUAAAGGAAAUCCUACAAAUGGUAAACCAGUCAAAAAGUUGACUGCUAAACAAAGAAGGGCCAUAGACAGAGCUCAACGAAGAACUAAGACAGGAAGUAAUUUCUAUGAAGUCUCCAAUGUUAAAAAUAGAAAUAGAAACAAGAAAAAAUUAUAAAACAUUAAAUGAAUUAAUUAGAUUUUCUGUAGUUUUAUUCAUAUAAUUAUAGUAAUAAAUACACCUGAACCUACUGCAGACUGUCUGAUGUAGGUGUUAUGGCAUAAUUUAUUUAUAUCUUUCAAUAAACUAUUUUAGUCUUCUGAAAUGUUUGUUAUGAGAAUUUAAUUGAAGGAUAGUUCCAGGCAUAAAAUUAUUUAUUUGAUUUUAUUAUUUCUUACAAAUUGUUUAUAUUCAUGGAACAAACAUAUUCAGCAAUAGCUAGAAGUUUGAUGUACGCCACCACCAUAGCCUGACCGCACUGGGUACAGAGUGACAUACUCUCUUUGUACUUCAACAUACUGAAAAAUCAAGCUUUGGAAAGUUUUUGCACAUUUUUGUCACGAGCUCUCCGUCUAUACUAUUUUGUUUUAAUCAAGAGUAGGUAAUCAAUCUUUCUUUAAACCUGCCACACAGUGUAACACGAUGGGCCAACAUGUGACACCUAAUAAUUUAUUGCAGAGUGAGGCUUUUUUAUAAUAUUUAAAUGAUGGCAACUAUAGUGUACAUGUGUGCGAUGAUAGUUUAAAUGAUUGCAUAAAUGCUAUAAUUCCUUUCCUUCAGUGUGU
This is a messenger RNA of Diatraea saccharalis (sugarcane borer), 3035 nucleotides long. The record is from the annotation of a GenBank genome assembly. Lineage: Eukaryota; Metazoa; Arthropoda; Insecta; Lepidoptera; Crambidae.